Penaeus monodon (black tiger shrimp) is the source of this 1648-nucleotide messenger RNA. Its product is annotated as fibrinogen C domain-containing protein 1-like. The record is from RefSeq and is a predicted model, not a curated record. NCBI's taxonomy places the organism in Eukaryota, Metazoa, Arthropoda, Malacostraca, Decapoda, Penaeidae.
CUAUCUGUGUGUCGAGGGCAUUCAGUGUAGAGCCAUGGCUAAGCGAGUGCUUUUGGUCCUGGCAUUGCUCAGCAGUGCGGCGGGGCUGAACCUGAGCCCAAAAGAUCAGCAACAAAUCACUGGAAUCGAAAAGGAGUCUCUGAUGGGUACCAUUUUCUUUAACCAAGUGGGUCUGGCGCAUAUGAUCGAGAAACAAGGCAACAUCACCCAAGCCGUGUCCGAUGGGAUGGCGCGCAUGGAGGAGGCGCUGACGAAGUACCUGGACAAGGAUUCCAGUUUCUCCCGAGAGAUGGCGGUGAUGCGAACGAGUGUAGAAAACUUGACCUCUUUUGUGAGCAGUUACAUUGAUAUGGGAGAGAGUGCCCUCACGAGAGAAAACGUCACAGGUCACAUCCUGGUGAAGCUCCGGGACCAGGAAGAGGCAAUCAAGAAAACGGAAAACGAAAACGCAGAAGUAAAGACAGAAAACCAACAGCUGAAGGAGGAAAAACAGGUGCUGAGAACGGAGAACGUGCAGCUUAGAGCCGAAGUCCUCCAGACGGAAGAGGAAAUGAGGAAAGUGAAAGAGGAAGCGAGAAAAGUGCAGGAGGACAAGCGCAAAGCCGACGAAGACAGACGCAAAGCGGAAGAAGACAGACGCAAGAUGGAGGACGACCAGCGAAAAGUGGAGGAAGACAGAAGAAGAACGCAAGAGGACAAGAGGAAGAUCUCCGAGGACAACCGCCAGCUGCUCGACCAAGUCCGCCAACUGCAGGAGGAAAACCGAAGGAGAGACAACGAGACGGAGGCCCUCCGCCAGAACCACGUGGACCUUCAGGAGGAAAACGAGAACCUGCAGUCGGUCAUCUCACUUUUGGAGGAUGAAAAGGAGGCGCUGGAGGACAAGAUCAGCGUCUUGGAGGGCGGCAACGUGACCACCCAGCAACUGCGAAGCGCAUUAUUGCAAAGGAGCCUUAAAGGACGCUGUUUACGAUGUGUUCCCGUCCAGAAACGAAGGCCCUGCCACCGUGUGGUGUGAUAUGUCCUCCUCGAAUGGCGGCUGGACCGUGUUCCUGAAGAGACAGCAGCAGAAUAUCCAAGAGAACUUCGCCAGGCCUUGGGAGGAGUACACGGAUGGCUUUGGUGAUACAAACGCUGAACACUGGCUGGGUCUCGAGAAUCUGCACAAGAUGACGAACGCCGCGCCCAUGGUCCUCCGUCUGGAGGUAAAGGCGUUCGACGGCGCGAGUCGCUGGGCCGAGUGGGACACCUUCAGCGUCGCCGGCAGUGAGACGCAGUACAAGCUGACCGUAGGAGGCUACUCGGCAAACAGCAGCCUGGGCGACCCCCUCACCUUCUCGAGGAACGUCAGCGGGAUGGCCUUCUCCACGCUGGACCGGGACAACGAUAAACUGUCGCUCGACUGCGUGGAGUACUACUCGAGCGGCGGCGGCUGGUGGUACGCCUCCUGCUCGGACAUCAAGCCGACGGCGCCGCUGACCUCCUCGGGGCGGCUCAACACCCUCAUGAUGAUGUGGUGGACGACCUCGUAUGCGCAGUGGACCAGCCUGAGGGAGGUCAAGUUCAUGUUCCGGCCCAGGGAGAGGUCAGAGUUUUGCUCGCUGUGAGCUGACCUUCUCUGAAACUUCUUUUUCGAUCUUUCGAACUG